AUGACCGGCCUGAAUGAUUCGAUGAUUCGAGGGACGCCUGGAAUCGCUAUCCUCCGAACCAAGCGUAUCUUCACAACAAUAUCCACGCUGGCGAACAUACUCUGGAAGAAAGAGUCGUCAUCCGCGACGACCGGCGCAGUCCCCUCCAACCCCCCGACUGGCGACAUCAUGACCCAACCGCCGGCCCAACCCCAUCUUACACCACAGUUCUGCUUCUCGACAGGAGCUCUGAGGGACUUUCUAAGGCUGUCUCGUGCCACGGUCGACGACUCCAUCACUCAAAACCUCAAUGCGCUUGUAACACCCGCGCGAGCCGGCUUCGACCCUACCUCGACCUCACAACGAACACCGCGUUCCUUCCCUCGACAGAUAGACCCGCAAGCAUGUCAGAACUUCAAGGACCAGGUGCUCUUCCCGACAUGGCAUGCGCGAGCUGAAGUCCUGCACUAUUGCGGAGUGGUUGCGACAAGUCCAGACCCAGACGACCCGGAGGUUCUGUUACGGCAGAUUGAGGCUGCAAAGGACAAGGAACGAGUUGUCAACGAACGCUUGGAUCCAUACUCUGGACGGUUCUUCCCUCGUGAGCCUCGGACGGAGCAACUCGCGAUGCUUAUUCGGCAGGAGAAGGGCGUGGAGAACAUUGUGCGGACAAGAACGUGGGAUAUGGUCAAACAGCGAUGCGGGGAGUCGGCUAAUUCGUGGGAGGAGGCUCUUGCGGCGGCUGUACCAGUAUUGUAUAAAUGUCCACCACGUAUUGUACCAACCUUCUCGGCCGAGAAAGAAAAUAUGUUAGAGCAGCAAAGGCCGCAGAGAACGAGAACUCUGGCGCUCCAUGACCCUGAAGAUCAUAGGAACUCUGGGUGCUUCGAGGCAUCUCGUCAUGUCCCAGACUUUAAGCAUAGGGAAGCGAAGUUUACCAUGAAUCCUGCGGUCUUUCAUGGAGGUUGGCCUUGGUUGACCGUCCCCCACCAAAACGGCGGAUUGGCCGUCACUGAGCGGGACGUGCGCAGAGCAUGCGUCCACUGGUGGUGCGAUUUUGAUGCGGUGAAAACGGACCUAAUGGGACCGGACUCAUUUUGCCCCGCCAAAAGCCCGCCGUCCCGCCAAACGGUGAGGCCCAGUUAUGGUACGGACACCGUGGUGGCGGUCGCUGCAGGGCGAAGACGGCGCACUGAGCCCCAAGGAGGGCAGCCAGCUCAGCCUUGGAACAUCUCCGUCCGUGGACUCGCACACGACCAAUCUUCGACUUUCCACCCCACGCCCUCGAAAAGAUACGAGUCCUCGGUCCCCGACACAACCGACCUCUACUCUUUCUACCCCUCCUUGACCUCCGAGGACCCCUCCAGACACACUGCUGCGGACCAGCCUUCCGAAGAUCGCUUCCUCCUCGACGACUCGGUCUCCUUUUCUUCGCAGUGCCGGCGAUUCGAUCCCCGGCCCAAUACCGAUCCGAUGCCGCAACCUCUUAAUUCGAAAGAGGCUUCCCUCUUUCGCGCCGUCAUCCGCGCCUAUGAGGACAAGCAGUACAAGCGCGGUCUCAAGUCCGCCGACCUCAUCCUCAAGAAGAACCCCAAACAUGGCGACACAAUGGCCAUGAAGGCCCUGAUCAUGAAUGCGCAGGGUAAGACAGAGGAGGCUUUUGCUCUGGGCAAGGAGGCUUUGACGGUGGACAUGAAGUCGCACAUCUGCUGGCAUGUCUACGGUCUGCUGUACCGCGCCAACAAGAACUUCGAGGAGGCUAUCAAGGCGUACAAGUUCGCUCUGAAGCUCGAGCCCGAGUCAACGCAGAUCCAGCGCGAUCUUGCCAUUCUUCAGGUGCAGAUGCGCGAUUAUGCCGGAUACAUCUCAAGCCGCACUGCCAUGCUGCAGGCCCGUCCCCAGCUGCGCCAGAGCUGGACUGCGCUGGCUAUCGCUCACCACUUGUCAGGUGACCUGUCCGCCGCCGAGAACGUCCUUACCACCUACGAGGGAACGCUCAAGUCCACGCCCUCCCGUAGCGACUACGAGAACUCCGAAGCCGUCAUGUACAAGAACACCAUCAUUGCCGAGCAGGGCGACUACCAGAGAGCCCUCGAGCAUCUUGAGAGUGCCGCUAAGCAUAACCUUGAUAGGCUCGAGUAUUUGGAGCUGCGCGCCAAGUACCUGGUCAAGCUGGGCAAGAAGGAGGAGGCUAUUGCCGCAUGGCAGGCUCUUGUUGAGCGCAACGCUGACCGUCCUGCUUACUUUGAGGGUCUGGAAAGCGCCCACGCCUUUUCUGACAGUGAUGCGGCUGCUAGAAAGGAGAUUUACGAGAAGUACGCCAAGAAGUUCCCCCGCUCAGAUGCUCCUCGCCGCCUACCCCUGAACUUCUUGUCUGGUGACGACUUCAGUGCUGCGGCAAAGGAGUACUUGACGCUCAUGUUCAACAAGGGUGUUCCGUCGACUUUCGCUAACCUGAAGCACUUGUACUCCGACUCUGCCAAGAAGGAGGCCCUCGAAGCCCUCGCCCAGGACUACCUCAAGUCGAGCUCAAACACGGAAGCAACCAACGGCGAUCGCUCAAAGGGAGAGGCCGCAGCUCUGUACUUCCUUGCCCAACACUACAAUUACCACCUCAGCCGCGAUCUCACGAAGGCUCACGAGUACGUCGACAAGGCUAUCGAGAAGGUCCCCGACAGCGUCGACUUCACCAUGACCAAGGCUAGGAUAUGGAAGCACCAGGGCAACCUCCAAAAGGCAUCUGAGACUAUGGACAAGGCACGCACUUUGGAUACCCGCGAUCGUUACAUCAACACCAAGGCAGCCAAGUAUCAGCUGCGCAAUAACGAGACUGAGCAGGCGUUGAAGACUGUGGGCCUCUUUACUAGGGCGGACACCGUCGGUGGCCCUCUCGCGGAUCUCCUGGAUAUGCAAUGCGUCUGGUUCCUUACCGAGGAUGGUGAGGCGUAUGCUCGCCAGGGUGAUGAUGCCUUGGCCCUCAAGCGCUUCCACACGGUUCACAACAUCUUCGACGUCUGGCAAGAAGACCAGUUCGAUUUCCACAGCUUUUCCCUGAGAAAGGGCCAGAUUCGUGCCUACGUAGAUAUGGUCCGUUGGGAGGACCACCUUAGAGACCACCCCUUCUACUCACGAGCCGCUUUGGACGCCGUCGCCAUUUACCUCAGGAGAGCCGACCGCCCCGCAGCGAACGGCGUCAACGGUGACGCAAACGGCGAUGAUGCCUCUGAGAGAAAGAAGGCUGCGAAGAAGGCCAAGAAGGAGCAACAGCGCCUGGAGAGGGAGGCGGCCGAUCGUGCGGCGAAGCAAGAUCCUAAUAAGGGCAAGCCCGCCAGCGAAGAGCCCAAGAAGAAGGACGAGGACCCUCUCGGUCUGAAGCUUUUGGAGGCCGAGCCCCUCAGCGCGGCGAUGCGAUUCGUCACCCCUCUUCUGCAAUUCAGCCCGCAAAACAUCAACGCCCAAUUCGCCGGUUUCGAUGUUUAUCUGCGCCGAAAGAAGUACGUUCUUGCGCUGCGUUCUCUCAACGCCGCCCGCGCACUUGAUGCUUCGCAUCCCGGUGUCCACGAGCGCGUUGUCGAGUUUGCUCACGUUGUACGCCCGGCACUCGAGAGCUUGCCCGCAAAGGUGCAAGAACUAAUCAAGUCCGAGUUCACUCCCCCUGCCGGUGACUUGAAGAAGUACAACGAAGAGUUCCUCUCGGACAACAAGGCCAAGCCCACUCACAUCGUCGCGGCCCUCAAGACACGGAGAGUGCUUGGAGAGGACAGCGCCAAGGCCGAGGCCGACCUUGCGAACGUCGUCAAGGCUCCCGAUGCCACCUUUGAGCUUGCCACUGAGGUGUACAACCUCUUGAAGGCGUGGAGGAGCACUGAGGCGGAGACACUCAAGAAGGAGGCGCACGCGAGGUGGCCUGAAGUAAGCCUCUUUGCCUAG
Colletotrichum lupini is the source of this 3909-nucleotide messenger RNA. Its product is annotated as tetratricopeptide. NCBI's taxonomy places the organism in Eukaryota, Fungi, Ascomycota, Sordariomycetes, Glomerellales, Glomerellaceae. Gene Ontology annotation, molecular function: protein binding; protein-N-terminal amino-acid acetyltransferase activity. Gene Ontology annotation, cellular component: cytoplasm; mitochondrial intermembrane space; NatA complex. The transcript is spliced from 12 exons. Gene Ontology annotation, biological process: N-terminal peptidyl-methionine acetylation. The record is from RefSeq and is a predicted model, not a curated record. The coding region runs from base 1 to 3909 and encodes 1302 amino acids.